AUGUCCAUCGUUUCCAAGCGUUUAUUGUCGAGUGCUGCUCCUCCAUUGGAGGCGGCCGCUAAAAAAUUCUACGGAGAUAAAGUUUCUUAUGGGUCUCUUUCCAAAGCGCAGAAGGCAUUUCUCGAUAGAGUUAUCCGAGUCGAUCAAGCCGGAGAGCUUGGAGCCAAUUAUAUUUACUUCGGCCAGUACACUGUGCUAGCCACCAAGUACCCACACUUAAAACCUGUCUUGCAACAUAUGUGGGACCAGGAGAUUCACCAUCAUGAUACAUUCAAUAAGCUUCAAACGCAGCGUAGAGUUAGACCUUCGAUUUUGACUCCACUCUGGAAAGUAGGUGCUUUCGGUAUUGGUGUUUCCACUGCUUUAAUCGGAAAGGAGGCUGCCAUGGCUUGUACGGUUGCCGUGGAGACUGUUAUUGGAGGUCAUUACAACCAACAAUUGAGAAUCUUGAUGAACCAGUACCAAGAUAUCCCAGUAUAUGAUGAGCAUGGGAAAGAAAUAGCUGAGCCAGACAUGGAAAUUAAAGACUCCCCAGAAUUAACUUCUUUGAAGGAUUUAAUAAGCCAGUUCAGAGAUGAAGAAUUAGAACAUUUAGAUACUGCCAUAGAACAUGAUGCUGAAAAGGCAGUACCAUACAUGUUAUUGACAGAAGCAAUUAAGCUAGUUUGCAAGGGUGCAAUUUGGACUGCAGAGAGAGUCUAG
Messenger RNA from Dujonia railenensis, 702 nucleotides. The record is from the annotation of a GenBank genome assembly. Lineage: Eukaryota; Fungi; Ascomycota; Pichiomycetes; Serinales; Debaryomycetaceae.